AUGAACUUUGUGACCAAAGUUGCACUGAAUGGGUUCAAUUAAAAUAAAAUAAAAUUAAUAUAUGAAUCCAAUCACAUUUUAUAAUAUUAAAAGGCUUUGCUUAUAUUUUUUUUUAUCAUAUAAUUUUAUUAAUUAAUUUAAUACUAUAAAAAUUUACAGAAUAAAAGAAUAUAUAUUUAAAUUAAAGUAUCUUUUAUCUAAUCAAAUCUGGUAGAAUUAAAUUUAAUAAAGUUAGUCUUUGUUUCAUAUUUAAAAGUUUAUAAUAACAAAUUUUAAAACCUUCAUUUUUUGUUACUUUUAUUUAAAUGUAUUCUAAAAAUGAGCUAAUUUGUUAUGGUUUUAUGGGAGUAAGUAAGUAAGUAGGUAGGUAGGUAUGUAUGUCACUUUAUUUUAUAUUUGAGAUAUGAAUUUCAAUUAAAAUUGAUCGCUUAGCUUAUUAAACUUUCAAACAGCUCAUUUACUUAAUAACCUGUUUUAGAGGAGACUUCGAAGAAUAGCAUCCCUAAAGAAUUUGCAAGUUGUUUACCUUCAUAAUACGAAACUUAUCUUUAUUAUUCUAAAUCGCAUUUAUUUCCAAUCAAAGCUAUUAGAGCUAAUUUAUUUGAUUUUUUUUAAUUGUAAUCUUUGAACCAUAAUUGA
Molecule: messenger RNA, 639 nt
Organism: Tetrahymena thermophila SB210
Lineage: Eukaryota; Ciliophora; Oligohymenophorea; Hymenostomatida; Tetrahymenidae
Product: transmembrane protein, putative
Exons: 1
Source: RefSeq, a predicted model, not a curated record